CGCGAGUGGGGUACUUGGCAAGAUGUCAGCGAUCGUGAUACGCACCAUGAAAAUUGAGGAUUUCCAGGAGGUCGAGGCCUUCCUCGCAGAGCACUUCUUCAAACAGGAGCCCCUGAUGCUGAUCCCCCAGGAGGAUACGACGCAGAGCGAAGUGAUUCCGGCGGAGGCGGAGCUCCACCGCUCGCUCAUUCCCCAGAACCUCUCCUUGGUAGCCGUCGACGGCGAGCGCAUUGUGGGAGUGGUCUUGGCUGGUGAGCUGGUUCCCGAUGAUUUGGAACGUGAGUUUAAGGAGACCGAGCAGAAGGAGGUCACGUGCUUGCUGGACAAGAUUCACAAGUUUCUGGCCGGGAUCGAGAGGCAGGCCAACAUCUUCGAGCACUUCGGAGUGCAGCGAGCCCUCUACCUCUACAUGCUCGGCGUGGAUACCUCUGUUCGUCGCCAGAGGGUGGGCUCCCGCCUAGUAGCCGCCACCAUCGAGCUUGGUCGCCAGCGGGGCUUCCCCGUGGUGACCUCCACCUGCACCAACCUGCACUCCCGGCGCCUCAUGACCGGUCUCCACAUGGAGUGCGUCCUUUCGAAGGACUACGCUGACUACAAGGACGAACACGGGAAGGUCGUUCUUAGUGCAGCCGAUCCCCACACCUCGGCCAGUGUCGUGGGCAUCCGACUGUAGUGGCAGAAAGGCAACUCACCAAAGAAUAUACUACCCAAACAUAGCUAAGUAAGGACCUAUAUUGGAAUAAAGCUGGAUAGCGAAUAGCGGGAAACAUAA
Messenger RNA from Drosophila takahashii, 772 nucleotides. It is a transcript of the gene AANATL2, whose product is annotated as Arylalkylamine N-acetyltransferase-like 2. NCBI's taxonomy places the organism in Eukaryota, Metazoa, Arthropoda, Insecta, Diptera, Drosophilidae. The record is from RefSeq and is a predicted model, not a curated record. Gene Ontology annotation, molecular function: N-acetyltransferase activity.